Messenger RNA from Caenorhabditis angaria, 5593 nucleotides. NCBI's taxonomy places the organism in Eukaryota, Metazoa, Nematoda, Chromadorea, Rhabditida, Rhabditidae. The record is from the annotation of a GenBank genome assembly.
AUGAGUGUUAUUCGCCAAGAAGUUGAUAGACAAAAUGAGCUAUUGAAAGAAGCAUCCACUCAUAUUGAAGUUCUAAAAGCUAAUUAUGAUAUUGCUAUGAAAUGUAUGGCUGAGUUGAGAAAAAGAGUUGAGCAAUUGGAAAUGAUGAAAAUGGAUAAUGGUUAUUUUGAGGUCACGUUUUUUUCUUCAAAAUUUUGUCUUUGUUAAAAAAAAUAACGAUUUGGUUCGGGAUUAAAUCGUUAGAUUCAGACAAUAUGACAUCAAUUUAUUAUCACUAUGAGCAUGAAAUGAGCCUGUUUUGGCCUUUCCUUUUUCCGAACUUCUUUAUCCUUUAAAAUUUAAGGAUGAAAAAAGGACGCUAAAAGCAUGAACGUCAGAUUUACAAAUUUUUGACCAAAAAAAAGUUGAUCAAAAAAAUAACAUUUUCUACCUUUUUAAUAAAAUCCCUCACUAAUUUUUUUUCUGACAAUGAAUUUCUUUCUGAAAAAAGGUAGACUAUUUUUCUAAUGGGGCUAUUCAGCGAUUUUCUCAACACGCUUAGAAAAAGGGGAAAAAUGCUGAGAAAAUCAUUUUCUCAACCGUUUUCCUAUUUUCUCAACCUUCCUGAAUAAGUUUUCUCAACCAAUUCAGCGUUGAGAAAAGACGUUGAAUAGCCCCAUAACGUCAAAAUUUUUUUUCGAGCAUUUCUAAGCAAAUUGAUGGUCAUUUCUUGUGUCAGAAAUGGUCAAGUGGUUAAAUCAUGUGUUUUUUGUUCAGAAGGUCCAGGAUCGGAUCCUUUUGGACGUUCGCGAAGGUAUGAUUUUCGGAAAAAAUGGGAAAUGUCCAAAAUUGCGAUAUGGGCCAAACCCGGGCUCAACCCAAACCCAACCCAAAACCAUGGUUCACCGGUUAACUGAACCAACCAUGGUUUACCCGGAAUGUUAGUUACAAAUAAAAUUUUAUUUAAAAAUUACUGUAGAUAAUCGAUAUUGAUUGGUGAUAAUUUUACUAUUGGCCCCAGGGAAAUAUUGUUAAUUAUUUUUUUGUUUUGUUUUUUGAAAUACUCUUUAUACAUUCUUUAUUGUGGCGCAGCCAAUAGCAAAGGGUGUAAUAUAAGUAAGCCUCUCUGUGACCACGCGCAUUUGGUGGGUUGCAAGGUUGGUUCGGUUAACCGGUGAACCAUGGUUUUGGGUUGGGUUUGGGUUGAGCCCGGGGUUGGCCCAUGAAGUUGGGUUGGGUUGGGUUAGGGUUCGGGUUGGGUUAGGGUUCGGGUUGGGUUAGGGUUCGGGUUGGGUUAGGGUUCGGGUUGAGUUAGGGUUCGGGUUGGGUUAGGGUUCGGGUUGGGUUAGGGUUCGGGUUGGGUUAGGGUUCGGGUUGGGUUAGGGUUCGGGUUGGGUUAGGGUUCGGGUUGGGUUAGGGUUCGGGUUGGGUUAGGGUUCGGGUUGGGUUAGGGUUCGGGUUGGGUUAGGAUUCGGGUUGGGUUAGGGUUCGGGUUGGGCUUUAAAGGGGGGGGGGGGGUAAGACGACAAAAUUUUAUUUGCUCAAUGAAUCGGGCUCCCUUUGAAUAGUAAAAGCCCCAGGGGAUUUUUUCGCGAAGGGCCUAAAAAGGUCGAAAAAAAUAUUCCAUGAACUUUUUUCAACGUACGUUGUCCGAAAGUUUAUGGAAUAAUUUCAACGUAUAGCGUGGUACCUAGUUUAUGGAACAUUUUUUGACAUUUUUACCUGGGAAAUUCGGAAUUUUUCGGAAUGAAAUAAAACUUUAAAAAUUUGUCUUCAAAAGUUACAUUUUUCGAGAAUCACAAGAGAAAAAGAGAUUUUUUGAAAAUGACAGGUAAAAUUCAUCUAUUUUUCCAUUUUUUUUUUGUUGAAUUUUUCACUAAUUUCAGCUCAAACAUUCCGAAAAAUUCCGAAAUUCGGUAGAAAAAUUCCGAAAUUCGGAAGAGAAACACAUUCCGAAAUUCCAAAAAGUUUCGGAAGUAACAUCGGAAUGAUUCCGAUUCCGAAAAAAUAGAUUCCGAUUCCGAGACACGUUUGUCUCAUUCCGAAAAACCUGUCGGUUUCGGAAUUUCGGAAUUCCGAUUCCGAUCAGGCCUGUCUGGGAUCUUCUGAACAAAACUAGAGCGCGCCUAACCGACUGAGCUACCACACAUUUUGUUGAAGUAGGUGCGACUGCCAAGAUAUAUUUCAUGUUUUCUGCACUGUAGAAAACAGAUGAUGGCUUUGAGUUUGAUAAUAAAUGUCUUCAAAAUAUAGUUUGUUUCCGUUUUCUGCAAUUUUUCUGAGAAAAAAAGACAAUAAUUGAACGAUUUUUUCAAAUGUUUAAGUUUUAUUAGUGGUAAUUGAAAUAAAUAAAUAAUAACUUUUGAUUAAAAUCCAUUUGAGAUUGGAACUUGAAGUUGAAAUGGGCCGUAGUCGUUUGAAUCUGUAAAAAUUAAUUUGUUCUAGAGCUAAUGAAAAAAAUCCCCUCACUUAGCAAAAAAAUUUUGGCGUCGUGGAUUUCAUCAAAAUUUUGAAAAAAUAUUGGCGCCGUGCAUUUGUUAACCCCUGGGCGUGCUAUGGCUACAAUAAUAUUCGGAAUUCUAAAGUCCUAAAAAUUUCAGAGCUACAGUAAUCCUUAAAGUUUGAAAUUUGAAAAUUAAAAUACAUUUUCAAGAAAAACCAAGAACUUUUAUUUCUAAAAAAUCUACGUAGAAAAAUUUUUUCUGCACAAAUUUCCACGAAAUUUCAGAAUAAUUUCCCCAAUCCCUUUUUCCAAGCCCAUUUUUCAAUUCUCAAUUUUCCGCAUCGUCAUCGUGUGCCUGAUCGUCUCAGUUUUCGGUCCGGGACCAUUCAAAGGUGUCCUGUUCGGUCAAACAAUUCUACUGAUUGUCGCCAGCGUCGCCAUGCUUCUCACCUUCAUUUUCCUCAUCGCCUACUUUUUCACACUUCACGGAUCGAAAAUAGGAUUGUUAUGAUGUAUAACCAAUUGGGCAACCAUCAAACCGAAAGUUUCGCACCAGCAAUCUCGAAAAAACUGCCAGCAAAUCAAUCAUAAUCUCGGAACCGAAUUGAUGUUAAAAUUUUCUAUUUUCUUGUUGACUUGUUGAUUGAUGAUUGAAAAUAGGAUGCUCUUGAGGACGAAUUCAAUUGGAUGUCUCGAAAAAUUUGAUGAAAAUCGCCGAUUUUGCUUUUUGAGUGUUAGCAAUUUCCGAAAACCUUUGAUGACGAUCACCAAUUUUGCUCUUCGCUUUCGAAAAUCACGGAGAACAUUGAGAAUAAUUGAAAUACCUUUUAAUUAUAGAUGUUUUAUAGCAUUGUAUCUUGUUUAUUUUCUUCAUUAUGUAUUUUCUGGCAUCUUGAGCUAAAUUUGUUGUUGUACGCUGUAAAACAGUGUUUUUCGAAUGAAAUGUUUUGUCUUCUUCUAAAAAAUUUCAGAUUCAUCUCUUUAAAAUCAAUGCCGGUAGGUUUUUAUUCUGGAAAACCCGCUUCAAACUGAAAAAAAUAGGUUUGAAACAAAAAAACGUUUUGUGUUCGGUAGAGUAGGCGCACUUCAAUGUUCUCUGCGUCUCCUCGGGUGUUUCUCUCUCGCCUGUGUCACCGUGAAACGUUGUGAAAAUCAGCUCAUUUAUGAUUAUCCCAUAAAAAAAUGUCUAUUCCAGGAUCUUCUAUUCAAUGUGACUUGCUCAAUCCUCUUCUUCAUUCUUUCAUUCAUCGAAGCCUAUUAUUCCACGGGAUCUUGGUCGAAUAAUUGCAAUGAUAUGGGAUCCGAUGGUUUCAUUCACAAUGGUUGUCGAAUUGUUUAUGAGUGGGCGUUUGCAGCUGUAAGUUCUUAGUUUUUGCCCCAAAAUCCAGUCAAAAUUUUUGCAGUUCCUCACCUUCAUUCUCGCCAUUUUCUACGCUCUCUCCGCCUUCUUCUCAUACCGCAAUCGCCAUUCUCUUCAUAAUGUUCGAGAGGAGAUUUAUUGAAUCUAAAUCCGUCACCAACCAUCAUCUUGUCAUAAUAUAAUCAUCUACUUAUACUGCCUCUUCGAAGAAAACAUAAUGAAAAUAUUGACUUUUCAAGGAAAUAUCACUUUUUACAGGGAAAUUUUAGAAGUGUUGUAUAUCAUCAGAAUCGUCUCGACGAGAGGAGCAAAACUUUAUUCGUCAUUUUAGAAUCCGUUGCCUGUGAGAUGUGCAAAAUGCGAAAAACACAACGAAGCCGAUUAAAGGUGCAUGCGAUGGUCUCGCAGCGCAACACACAUUUCUCGAAGCUGGAAUAUUAUCAAGCUAUUUAUCGACGCGCUUUGACAUAUUUGGCACUUUCACGACCAUCUUCUGCAUUUUUCUGAUUUUCAAAAAGUUCUUGCUCUCAAACCCGAUUUUGUCGCAGCUGAACAACAAAAAGCUGAUAUUUUAUCGAAGCAGGGAAAACUAGAAGAAGCCGAAAAAAUCUAUGAGAAAUUGAGGAAUAGUGAAAAACUUGUUGAGAUUCGACGAAUUCAAAAUCAUCUCGAUGAAAUUGAACACGCUUUUGAGAAUGGAGAUUAUGAAGUUGCUGAAGAAAUGAUUGCUGGAAUUAUUGAAGAUCAAAAAUGGAAUGGGGAAUUAUUCAAGAAACGAGCAAAAUGCGCGGAAAUGGCUGGCGAUUUCAAAAAAGCUGUCAGAAAUCUCAAACAACUUAUAAAAUUGUCACCAGAUAGUACAGAUUUGAUGCAUGAAGUUUCGCAAAUUUCAUAUAAAAUUGGAGAUUUUGAUGAUUCUUUGAAAAUGAUUCGCGAAUGCUUGAAAUUGAAUGCCGAUCAUAAAGAAUGCUUUGCAUUUUAUAAAACUAUCAAAAAACUUGUGAAAGGAGUUGGUGAGUAUUUAUAUACUUAUUAUAAAAAUACGAAAAAUUCCUAAAGAAAAAUGAUUUUUGCAGACUCUGUAAAAUUGUCAAUCGAAUCGCAAAACUGGGAAGAAUGUUUAAAAACCGCUGAAAAAACUGUGAAAUCUUUCGAAAAUGCAAAAUCUGCAUUGCAAAUCCUUAGUCUGAAAUGUCAUCGAGAAUCUGGAAAUAAUCAACAAACAAUUAUCGACGCCACAGAACUUCUCAAUUCUGCUGAAAAUCCCUUCGAGACUGAAAUUCUUCAUCAUCGCGCAUUGGUUUUUCUAGAAGAAUCGGAAUUCGAUGAUGCAAUUCGAGAUUUGAAGAAGAUGCUAGAAAAUGAUGAGGAUAAUCGAGAAUUCAAAGAACUUUUGAGAAAAGCUGAAAAUGCCAAGGUUCAAGCUGGAAAACGAGAUUAUUAUAAGAUUUUGGGAGUGAAAAGAAAUGCGAAGAAAAAAGAAAUUGUGAAAGCGUAUAGACAAUUGGCACAAAAAUGGCAUCCGGAUAAUUUCAAAAGUGAAGAGGAGAAGAAAAAAGCGGAAAAGAAGUUUAUUGAUAUUGCGGCGGCGAAAGAAGUUUUGACUGAUAAAGGUGGGUUAGCUUGGGAGCUUGGAUAAACUUGAGAAAAACUUUUUUGCAGAGAAACGUGAGCAAUUCGACAACGGAAUCGAUCCAUUGGACCCUGGAGCAGCUCAAAAUCAACAAAAUCACGGGCAUCACGGCGGAUUUCCACAUGGUUUCAAUCCAUUUGGCGGAAACGGUGGAAAUUUCCAUUUUUUCUACAACUAG